AUGGACAUUCUUACUUCCAUGAUUAUAAUUGCCUAUGCAUUUGUUCCCUUAUUCAAAGUUUCCAUAGCAGCUGACUCUAUUGGUUUGUCACAGUCUAUCAGCAAUGGCAAUACCUUAGUGUCACAAGGUGGAACAUUUGAACUUGGUUUCUUCACCAAGUCAAAUAAAAGCUACUUGGGUAUUUGGUACAAGAAUAUCCGAAUUCAGAAAGUUGUUUGGGUUGCAAACAGGGUCAACCCCAUCAAUGGUUCAAAUGCCACCUUAACACUCAACAGCACAGGCAAUCUUGUCCUUAGUCAAAAUGGGUCUGUGGUUUGGUACACAACACCUCAAAAGCAAGCACACAAUCCAGUGGCGGUGCUCUUGGACACUGGGAAUCUUGUGCUAAGAAAUGAAGGAGAAUCAAACCCUGAGGACUAUUUGUGGCAAAGCUUUGAUUAUCCUUCAGAUACAUUAUUGCCAGGGAUGAAGUUGGGAAGGAACCUAAGACUUGGUCUUGAUUGGACACUAACAACAUGGAAGAGUCCAGAUGAUCCAUCCCCUGGAGAUGUUUCUGAAGGUUUAGUUCUUCAUAAUUAUCCUGAGUUUUAUACAAUGAAGGGAACAGAAAAGUUCUUCAGGUAUGGACCAUGGAAUGGGAUAGAAAUUAGUGGAAUACCAGGAUCACCAUCCACCACCAUAUUGGAUUUCACUUUUGUCACCAAUAAUGAUGAGAUCUACUACACUUACAGCUUCAACAACAACUCUGUCAUUUCAAUACUGGUAUUAAACCAAACCAGUACUGUUCGCUAUGUAUGGGAUGAUCAAGACCAAAAUUGGAGGAUUUAUACAUUAGACCCCAAAGACUUUUGUGACACUUAUGGUCUAUGUGGAGCCUACGGGAAUUGCAUGAUUACUCAACUACCAGUGUGCCAAUGCUUCAAUGGGUUCAGUCCAAAGUCACCACAAGCAUGGAUCUCAUCAGAUUGGAGUCAAGGAUGUGUCCGCAAUAAACCAUUGAGCUGCAAUGACACAUACACGGAUGAUGGGUUUGUCAAAUUUGAAGGCCUGAAAGUUCCAGACACUACAUAUACUUGGUUAAAUGAAAGUAUGGGUCUAGAGGAAUGCAGAGUGAAGUGCUUGAAUAAUUGCUCUUGCAUGGCUUAUACAAAUUCAAAUAUAAGUGGAGCUGGUAGUGGUUGUGUCAUGUGGUUUGGUGAUCUAAUUGACAUGAGACAGUUUCAAGAGGGAGGGGAAGAUCUUUAUGUCCGGAUGUCAGCUUCAGAUAUAGUCAACAAUGAAGAGCUUGAAGAUAGGAGCAAAAAGAACACGAGAAGCAUCGUUGCUGCCACCAUUGUUUCAAUUUGUGGAGUACUUUUACUAUGUAUUUACUUUAUCUGGAGAAUCCGGAAGAAGAUUGCUGUGAGAUCUCAAAGGCAAUUGAAUGAUCUAGAUCUGCCAUUGUUUGAUCUACCAACAGUUGCUGCUGCCACUAAUGACUUCUCAAUGAACAAAAAGAUCGGAGAAGGUGGUUUUGGACCUGUAUAUAGGGGAAAAUUAUUGGAUGGUCGAGAAAUUGCUGUCAAGAGACUUUCAAGCUUAUCAAAACAAGGAAUGACCGAGUUCAUAAAUGAAGUGAAACUAAUUGUAAAACUUCAGCAUCGUAAUCUUGUAAAGCUUCUUGGCUGUUGCAUUCACGGACAAGAACUGAUGCUGAUUUAUGAAUACAUGGCUAACAGUAGCCUAGACUCCUUCAUUUUCGCUGAUACCAAGGGUAAAGUGCUAGAGUGGCCUCAACGGUUCAACAUAAUUUGUGGAAUUGCUAGGGGCCUCGUGUAUCUUCACCAAGACUCACGAUUGAGGAUUAUCCAUAGAGAUCUCAAAGCAAGUAAUGUGUUACUUGAUGAUAGUUUGAAUCCCAAAAUAUCAGAUUUUGGAAUGGCAAAAACUUUUGGAGGAGACCAGACCGAAGGAAACACAAAUAGAGUAGUUGGAACUUACGGGUACAUGGCACCAGAGUAUGCUGUUGAUGGGUUGUUUUCAGUGAAAUCUGAUGUCUUUAGUUUUGGUAUUUUAUUGUUGGAGGUUAUUAGUGGCAGGAGAAAUAGAGCAUAUUACCACAUGGAUGACAAUCUUAACCUUGUUGGCUAUGCAUGGACAUUGUGGAAAGAGGACAGACCUUUAGAUUUGAUUGAUAUAAAGAUAGGGAACUCUUGUGAUGUAUCAGAAGUAUUGCGUUGCAUACAUGUUAGUCUCUUGUGCGUGCAACAGUACCCUGAAGAUAGGCCUACAAUGGCCUCUGUGAUUCUAAUGUUGGGGAGUGAGAUGGAAUUGGUUGAGCCUAAAAUGCCUGGUUCCAUUUCGAGGAAUGUUUCAAUGGAAACAUAUGUACGCUCAUGCUCGACCAACGAAAUAACCAUUACCUUAUUAGAGGCUCGAUGA
Gastrolobium bilobum is the source of this 2421-nucleotide messenger RNA. RefSeq names its product G-type lectin S-receptor-like serine/threonine-protein kinase At4g27290. Lineage: Eukaryota; Viridiplantae; Streptophyta; Magnoliopsida; Fabales; Fabaceae. Gene Ontology annotation, biological process: recognition of pollen; protein phosphorylation. The record is from RefSeq and is a predicted model, not a curated record. The transcript is spliced from 7 exons. Gene Ontology annotation, molecular function: protein serine/threonine kinase activity; ATP binding. The coding region runs from base 1 to 2421 and encodes 806 amino acids.